UUGUCCUGUUCUACUUAAGACACAAUGAUCUUCAGCAGUUAGCUAGAAUUAUUCCUUAACCAUUUUGUUUGUUUGUUGUUUGAGAUACGGUCUCCUUAUGUAGCCUAGUUUGGCUUCAAACUCAAAGUUCCUCUAGCCUCGGCCUCCGGAGCAUGAGCUUGUUUCUUACUUUCUAGUUGUUAUUUACACUUUCUCGUGUUGGUCUUAGGGCAGAUGGCUCCAGGUGGUAGUGGAAAGGCCCAGGACGCACUCAGAUUAUGAUUGGCUUCAUAAGAACGGGCCUUGGAGGAUACCGAGGUCUAGGGGAAGCUUUUUGUUUUGCUUUUUGUUUUCUUUUGUUUGCUUGUUUGUUUUUAAUCUUGAUGAUCCUCUAAGUUAUACAGUGGCAAUAUUCUUCUUAGCACAAUUGGAGAAGCAAAUGCCUACAGCUAAACAAUAUGCCUUUUAAUGAACUUUUUCUGUCUACAAAGUAGACAUUUACUAAGUGUAACUCUGUUCUAGGGCAAGGAAAUAGAGCUGCAAGAUAUUGUCCCUUUCCUUGAGGAUGAGGCAGACUUUUGAACAAAUAAAUAUGUAUAGUAAGUGAAGGUCUGACAUGGAGGAAUGUUAAAAAGUCAUCACUUUAUUUUUAUCACCUAUUUGAGGAAGGCCAGUGAAAGAUUCAGAGAAAAUAAGAGGCUUGCCCUGGGCUUGAAGGAAAAUUCAGGAAGACAUCCCCAGUAGAGGAGAGGACAUCCCACGGUUUGUUGCAAUUAGAAAACAGGUACCAUUGGAGGCCAUUUAGCACCAGUGUGGUUGGUAGGAGAGAGAGAGAAACGGGACAGUCAAGGAAAGGCAAGAUGAUCACCCACUGGUAUGAUCCCCAAGAACCUAGGACUUGCAUGAGAGUGAAGGCCUUUUAUAAUUUCCUCCUUUCAUUUGGUCUCCUGGCAGCCAUCAUUUUCUUCAUACCCAGCCUAUCAACUGUCUUAAUCUCUGGAUGGCUCUCCUCUCUCCCUACUUGUCUGCCCUCCUGGCUAGCCUGGCUUUCCACACAAAAAGAAAACACAGUUUAUCUCUUGAAGACCUCUGACCUGACAGCUUGGAGGAAUAAAGGUUACCAGGUGAAAGGGCAUGUGUGUCAUUUACUUGGUGCAGCACGAGGUAGCUGGGGAGAAUGAAGUCCAUCUGUGACCAAACACCUAUGUUCCUCUUUCGCUGGCAACGUCACCAGAGGGGAGCCUUAAGCUGCUCUUCAAAUGAGUCAGACCUGUUGUUUGUGGAGAGCAGGGGCUGGUGCAGCCUGAGCUCCGGGGACGUCUGCCUGGCCCUUCUCACUGUCGCCUGUGUUCGUUUGCAGCCGUGUAAAUGAGUAUGGAAGAUUAUGAUUUCCUGUUCAAAAUUGUUUUAAUUGGCAACGCUGGAGUGGGAAAGACGUGCCUAGUUCGAAGAUUCACUCAGGGUCUUUUCCCCCCAGGUCAAGGAGCCACAAUUGGAGUUGAUUUUAUGAUUAAGACAGUGGAGAUAAAUGGUGAAAAAGUAAAGUUACAGAUCUGGGACACUGCGGGUCAAGAGAGAUUUCGUUCAAUCACCCAAAGUUAUUACCGCAGCGCCAAUGCCUUGAUCCUCACCUAUGACAUCACCUGUGAGGAGUCCUUCCGUUGCCUUCCCGAGUGGUUGCGAGAGAUAGAACAGUAUGCCAGCAAUAAGGUCAUCACUGUGUUAGUGGGCAACAAGAUUGACCUGGCUGAAAGGAGAGAGGUCUCCCAACAGAGGGCAGAGGAAUUCUCAGAGGCUCAGGACAUGUAUUACCUGGAGACUUCAGCCAAGGAAUCUGAUAAUGUGGAGAAACUCUUCCUUGACUUAGCAUGCCGACUCAUCAGUGAAGCAAGACAGAAUACACUGGUGAACAAUGUAUCUUCACCCUUACCCGGAGAGGGGAAAAGCAUCAGCUAUUUGACUUGUUGUAAUUUCAACUAAAGGCUGAGGCAAAGAGAAUCAAAGGGAAUCAGUAGUUGCCUUGGUGGGCCGUAUGUUGCUAGGGAAUCUGGCAAUGACUAUGGCUCCUGCUCUUGGACCUUCUGACUCCUGUAGGCUCCAGAGCUUACAAAGCAUGCAGGCCAAGGGCCUCGACUGCAGGCCAGCAUUAGCAGAACACAUAAUGGUUUCAGCCUUUUGCAGUCUGGCAUUGGAGCAAGGAGAAAAUUGCACUAAGCGCUCCAUGAUCUGCAGAGCAUGUUGCUUUUGUUUUUUAAAAAGCAAGUAAAAAUGCAUUCCUGAACACAGUGCAGGGGAUCGUGUACUGUAGGAAUCCCUCCUGUGUGUCAGCGGGUGCAUGUGGGGCUGUUCUCUAGGCUUCAGUGGUAAUCUGGUGCCCAUGGUUUUCUUGUCUACCAGGUAAACCAAAACUGGAAAGGCCCAGUUCUGUCUCUGUGGUACUUAUUGACAACCCCAUGGAGAUUUUGAAAAGUGUUAUUUCUUUUGUCCACAAGCACUUUCAAAACCUUUGGGAUGUAAAAACAAAAACUCUUCUCAUGACCAACAGUAAAAAUUAUUGUCUAAUAACAUAUACAGCUCCAUGACUCCUUUUGGUGCUAAUGAUUAUGGUAUUUCACAGACCAAACGUUUUACUACAUUGAUAUUGAUACCCUUAGAUGUAUUACCUAGAAAUAAAAAGAAAAUGGGGGAAAUCCAUGAAUCAGCAGUCUUUUUCAGCGCUUCAUUACCACCUUUUCUAGGAUGGGUUUGGACAUGAGAAUCCUUUUUCUUUCAUAUUCUCCUUGAAAUUUCUAAACUUUCUCCUAUUCUUUCAAACACCUUUCCUGCCCUUUAAGUAAAUCAAAGUCUGAAAAAAAAAAUGGGGAAAAAUACAAUGGAUGAUGGCGUUAAAAUAAAAAAGAUUAGUUGUAAGACAUUUUGAGUAGCAUGGGAAAACAGAGCAGAUAUGACCAAAAUACUGUGGAAUGCGGACUUACUACAGAGCAGGGUUCCAGACAGAGCACAGUCCUUCAUAACAAGACGCACCUUUUCCUUUCUGGAACUACCCUUGGCUAGACCAAGGCUUAGGAUUUUGUAGACAUUUUUAGUAUGAUAAGUGAGAAUAGCAACAGAUGAAAAGUUUCACAAACCAUUUUUGUAUCUUCAAGAAACUUAGGAAAGGCCUGCUUGGGAAGCAAGCCGAGUUGUCGUUUAUCAUCUUAUAUUAAUGUUGAUCUCAGAUUCAUGACAAUGCAUUCUUUUACCUUUAUCUUUUCUUUCCCCUGGUCUCACCUCAGAGCUUUCCUUUCCUCUCCCUCUUCUUCCUUUCCAUUCUGAUAUGCAUGUGUUACUGCAAAUCUCCAAUUCAAAUGGAGGUGUAAAUGCCUUUACUUAGCCAAUUUCAAAACAGGUUUCAGAUUGGAAGAUGUGCUGCUGAAUGGGUUCCUGUUUCUUCAGUGCCAUGAUUUGAUACCUUCUAAUUUGUUCAUGCUCAUGAAUGCAAAUUGCAACAGCAAUUAAAUCUGUAUAUGCUGUUGGUGCCGUCAGGUGUUUCUGGGCUUGCUGUAUAGCAUAACUGAGUGAUGAAUCACUGAAUGAGGGUAUGACGUGUAAUUCCGCUGUUGGUAUUGAUGGUGACAAUCUUGGACCUGACAUGACACUCUUGGAAAGCUACUGAAUUGUAAAGCAGUGAGUCAACGCAGCCGGCUAUUGGUAAUACAUUUCUAGCGUUUAUCUAGCAGACUCCAUAAUGUCCAAUCUCUCACAUGGGACUGCGUGUAUUAUUACCCAUCAUUGGUAUUAUAACUUGCUCUCUAUGCUUUCCUUCAUUCUAUAAGAAAGAGAAAGGCUUGCCAAAAGUUUGCACUGCCUUUCCUUUAUACAGGGAGAAAAAUCACUUGAAUCGAAAAUCAAAAUCAUUUAUCAUUACCUUGACUUCUCUAUUAAGCCAACAACUAAAGGCGUCAAAAGAUAAACUAAUCAAAGUUACAGAAGAAUUUAUCUUUCUUCUGUGAGAGAAUGUCCCUAAAUUUAGAUUUAUUACUUUUCUUUACCAAAAACUUCUGAUCUCCUCUGCAUAUGAUGACUCAGCCUUGUCUCACAGCACGGUUAAAAAUAAUGUUGCUUUGUGAACUUUAAGGGCUUUGUUAAAAUGGACUAAUUUAGUUCCAGAAUAACAGUUUCUGGGGUCACAGUUAUGUUACAUUAUUCUUAUUUCUUAAGCGUAUAGCACCCCCAUCUGCUCUCCAGGUUCAGAAGCAGCUCAGGAGCUCUACUCCAGUUCCUCUUCCCCUGGGUCUCUGAGACGUUCAGGAGAUCACAGUCAUCAAUCCUUGGGCCGUUAGUGUGGACACCUGAGAAGCUGGACCCUUACGUUCCACAGUUCUGUGACUUUCAGAUUAGGUGUUUUGGAUAUUUUUCCAGUGAUGUGUCUCAAAUUUGAGAACAAUCUUUGACAAUAUUAUAGUGCAAUAAAUACCAGUUUAAUAAAUGAUUCAUUGCCAAGA
Peromyscus leucopus (white-footed mouse) is the source of this 4463-nucleotide messenger RNA. It is a transcript of the gene Rab30, whose product is annotated as RAB30, member RAS oncogene family. NCBI's taxonomy places the organism in Eukaryota, Metazoa, Chordata, Mammalia, Rodentia, Cricetidae. Gene Ontology annotation, cellular component: trans-Golgi network. The record is from RefSeq and is a predicted model, not a curated record. Gene Ontology annotation, biological process: Rab protein signal transduction. The transcript is spliced from 4 exons. The coding region runs from base 1348 to 1959 and encodes 203 amino acids. Gene Ontology annotation, molecular function: GTPase activity; GTP binding.